AUGAAAAUUCUUACCAAGGAAGAAGAAGACGAGCAUUAUCGUGCCACGGUUAACGGUGCCUUAAAAGGUGCUGUCCUUGGCUUGGGCGUUUCUUUAGGCGUUUCUCUUGUGGCUCAACAACGAGCUGGCUUAAAUUAUGAGAGGAAAAGAUAUGGCUAUUAUCAGCCUGCCAAAGAAUUACAUCAAACACAUUCAACUGUUCAGGUAGCUAAAGAAUUCAUUAGUGAAAAUCGAUAUAGUAUUGUUUGUGGAACUGGUUUAUCUAUAUCUUCCAAAGAACCAAAGGCCAUUGAAGGAUCAGAUAAAUGGAAAGAAAUGGUUGCUGCUGAAGAAAGAAAAAUGAACAAG
Molecule: messenger RNA, 348 nt
Organism: Racocetra fulgida
Lineage: Eukaryota; Fungi; Glomeromycota; Glomeromycetes; Diversisporales; Gigasporaceae
Source: the annotation of a GenBank genome assembly